AUGUUUGAAAAUGUAAAUGACAGGAGGGUGUGGUCGAGUGACUUAUCAAAUUCCUUCUCGGUGUCUGACUUUGGUCUGCAGGUUACCAAGAUUAUGGAGGACGAGAGCUCACCACAAGCUCAAGGGAGGCUCGCUUGGAAAAAUAUUGUUCCUCCAAGAGCACAACUUCAAGUUUGGUUUCUUCUUCAAGGAAAAAUCAACACUAAAGAGAGGCUUUUCAGAUUGGGAGCAACUAGAAUUGAGGAUGAUCGAUGCAUUUUGUGCAAAGAAGAGACUGAAACUGUUGAACACCUGUUUUUUUGCUGCAAAUCAUCGAGCAAUCUCUGGUAUCACUGUUACAAAUGUUGGGAUUUAUCUUUUUGUCUUCCCAAAGAUCCAAAGACAUGCUUGCUUUCUUGGGUGGGUACUCCGUUCAAAAGAUUUAAUAAGCGUUUGUGGACCGCCAUGUUUUAUGUUGUCGCGUGGACAAUUUGGGACAUUAGAAACAAAAUGGCAUUCCAAGAUUUUAAACCUAACUGGGAGUUCGAGAAGAAGCGACUCUUUUGGCGCCUUGGAACUUGGACGAAAGGAUGGUGCCCGAAUUUUCCCUUUGCACCGGGGUUGUUAGAGGAUGACUUGAAGGUUGUCAGAGGCUGGACAGGAACAAGAGCUCCACGAAGAGGUAGGUUGUGCUAA
Molecule: messenger RNA, 675 nt
Organism: Salvia hispanica
Lineage: Eukaryota; Viridiplantae; Streptophyta; Magnoliopsida; Lamiales; Lamiaceae
Source: RefSeq, a predicted model, not a curated record